This is a messenger RNA of Pseudoliparis swirei, 2979 nucleotides long. It is a transcript of the gene mcph1, whose product is annotated as microcephalin 1. Gene Ontology annotation, biological process: mitotic cell cycle. The transcript is spliced from 14 exons. The record is from RefSeq and is a predicted model, not a curated record. Lineage: Eukaryota; Metazoa; Chordata; Actinopteri; Perciformes; Liparidae. Bases 85 to 2283 code for a protein of 732 amino acids.
GUACACUGUAGGUUAGGUAUUCUUGUUGGAAUCAGCGCAAUUUAAACCUCACUGUGACAUAAAGUGAAGCUGAAGAGACCAGUAAUGACCACAAGCAACAUCGGUUCAGUUCUUAAAGAUGUCGUUGUCUAUGUUGAUGUGUGGUCAUCAGACAAAACGGCAAACUAUUCUAAACCAUUCAUUCAGCAGCUGCAAGAACUGGGAGCUACGGUAUCAAAAACAUUCAAUAAACAAGUCACACAUGCCGUCUUCAACAACGGUCACCUGGCUACGUGGAGGAAAGCCAAGAAUAGUGAUGUGAGGCUUGUCUCUGUUCUCUGGGUAGGGAGAUGUUACGAUGACUGUGUUCGUGUGGAUGAAGACUUGUAUCCAGCCUUUAAUGAUGAAAGAAAUCCUAUGUUGAAGAACAAAAGACAUCGUUGCAUGCAGCCAAAAGAUUCUCCAGAGAGGACACCUGAAAACAACAGACGCAUGAGAAAAAAAUUAGAUAAAAUGAUGAAAGACAUAGCUCCAAAACAACCUCUUGUUACAGAUGUGUCACCCAUCAUUAUUGAUGAGGAGAAUGGAAUAGUCUAUAGCCCUGCAUUGAAAAGGUCAGAUUAUAUGGCACAGCGUUUGAAAGACAUGAAAGAGAAACGGGAAAACCUCUCACCCACAGCUGCACAAUUGGUUGAGUCCUGCUCAACCACCGAGUCGAAGCCGUCUCUUGGGAGCACACCAACCGUCCUCAAAUUCAUCUAUGACCAGUCAGGUGAUUCCAGUGCUUCUGAUGCUGUACCUGCUUACUCACCUGAUAAUGAAGAAGGGAGAAGGCAAACUGAUGUAACUGACCAUGACCCUCCUGAACAACGCCACAAGGAAACUUCCAAAAAGCCGUGGCUCUCACCCUGCCAGGAUGUGCCAAAACAGACUUCAAGUCAUGUCAAAUGUCAAGACUUCCAGGACGAAGAAGCGACGAGACCAAAAAAGUCCCGAAGGACCUCAGUCAAAAAAAAUCGGAACUCCGUAGGUUUAUCAGAAAGUCCCUCUAAGGAUAGGAGAUCUGGCAACAGCAAGAACUUUCAGAGAGCAAAUGGUAAAUCGGAGAUGAAACCCUCUAGUCCUUUACCAAACAAAACUGACAAGGGAAAGGGAAAGAUGAAAACGUCUAAAUCCAUCACAGAGACAAAGACACAAUUUGGUUCUGAAGCUGCAAACUCUUCUAGCUGCUUCUCAUCACCAGCCAAAGUAGGUGAUGGUGCCGUUAAACUGUCAAAAGAAACUGCUUCCCCAUUACAGAAAUUACAGAAACAAGUCAGGCCGUCGCUUUCUGCCUUAGUACGACCUUUCACUGUAUCCAGUGACUCUAAAAGUGUUGCCUCAGGCUCCGCUGACGGAGCCGAUAAUGUGUUUGAGGACUAUUUUUCUCCUGCCAACCACCACCCUAGAUUAAAAAGACCUCCUUUGCCUAAUCUGCCCAUGGAGAGAGACAUUCAGAUUCCUUUUCAGUUGAACCCCGUCCCAAAGAAGAGACAAAUAAGAAGUAAACGCAUUGGAUCUCAAACUAAGAGGAAAAAAAAGAGGAUACUAGAAACAAGUCAGGAGUCUGAUGCAAGUAGUACGCCUCAAAGUCAUCCACAACAGGAUGCUAAAGAAUCUGUGCCUGCGUUGGAGAGACCAGAUGCCGAUGUUGCACUCGUGGUCAAAAGGCGAAGACAAAGCACCUUGCCCUUCACGAGCACCAGCACAACGACAAGUCAUGCCGUGAAAUGGAGAACAGCCUCAGUACCACCAACAACGUCAACAGAGGCUGACACAAUGUCGGAGCUGCAGAAAAACUCUGUCAAUAUCAUUUCUCAUACCUUUGAAUCUGGAGGAAAUGUGCAUCCAGUUGCAGCUGGUUUACCAGAAGGCAAAGAAGAAUAUGACAAUAAGCAUCAGAAUAUAUUGAACCAAGCAAAGGCUAUGAGAACAUUGGUCAUGACAAGCAUGCCCACUGAGAAGCAGCAUACGUUGGUUCAGGUGGUGACGGCACUGGGUGGUUUUUCAAUCGUUGACCGAGUUUGUAAGAGCACAACUCAUGUCGUGUCUGGGGGUCACCGGCGGACUCUCAAUAUUCUGUUGGGCAUAGCUCGUGGCUGCUGGAUCCUGUCAUUUGAAUGGAUCCUCUGGUGCUUGGAGCAAAGGCAGUGGAUUCCAGAGGAACCAUAUGAACUUUCAGACCAAUUUCCUGCAGCACAGCAUAAAUUAUAUUUGCAAUGUCCCGUUUGGAUACUCAAAACUAAUAAAGGCUCGUACAACUAAAGCCAAGGAAGUUGGAUGGAAACCUACACAUUUUCAUUGCCAGUCAUCCAUUUUCAGUUGGCUUGUUUUUCCUGAAGCAUCCUGUGUGAACUGUGAAUGUUGCCUCUUCCUGAACUUGUCAUUCAUGAAUCUCUGUCGGCUCCUGUUACCGCGAGGGUAGACGGUGGGUCUAAAGGCAGACGCAUGUCAACACAUUUCCUCUUUAAAUUGCAUAACUUUUUUAUAUGUCCCUGCAGCCGUUUGUCAUUCCUUUGCUCUUACUGCACACGCAUCGGUUGGCCAUGCUUCCUUGUUUUAUCUAGUUUCUGUAGCCUGAGGAGCGCGUUGCUGCCUUCAGUUGCAUUACUUAUAGAAACUACAGUUAAAACAGACAAUUUUCACAGUGAAUUUUUAUUUACAUCUCAGUGUAACUAUCAUUGAUAAAUAAAAACAAAUUAAAUGCUUCUGUUCAAAUAACAAUACAAUUUGUAAAAAUGAAAGGACUAACACCAACAUUGACAUUAGUUCAUUAAAAAUGUUACAAACUAAUGAUCAAGACUAAUUUACAGCUUUAUUAUAUUAAUCUGAUUUAUUGUUGUUCCUUGAUUUUUUUAGGUAUCUAGUUUGCUGAAUUAGGCAAAAGCAAGACAUUCCCAUUGAAUGCUCUUUAACAUUACAUAAACUGCUAUACAGUAUGUUAUCCACAUUGCCCACUAU